GGCUGCGCCCGUGUUGGCCGCGGGCCUGCUCCUGAGGGGAGGCGGGCGCCAUGGCGGUCCUCUUGGAGACGACUCUGGGCGACGUGGUCAUCGACCUGUACACCGAAGAGCGGCCGCGCGCUUGCUUGAAUUUUCUGAAGUUGUGCAAAAUAAAAUAUUACAACUAUUGCCUUAUUCACAAUGUACAGAGGGAUUUUAUCAUACAAACAGGCGAUCCUACAGGGACUGGCCGUGGAGGAGAGUCUGUAUUUGGACAACUGUAUGGUGAUCAAGCCAGCUUUUUUGAGGCAGAAAAAGUGCCAAGGAUUAAGCACAGGAAGAAAGGCACUGUGUCCAUGGUGAACAACGGCAGCGACCAGCAUGGGUCUCAGUUUCUUAUUACUACAGGAGAAAAUCUAGAUUACCUUGAUGGAGUUCAUACAGUGUUUGGUGAAGUGACAGAAGGCAUGGAUAUAGUUAAGAAAAUCAACGAGACCUUUGUGGACAAGGAUUUUGUUCCAUACCAAGAUAUCAGGAUAAAUCAUACAGUGGUUUUAGAUGACCCGUUUGAAGACCCUCUUGAUUUAUUAAUUCCUGAUCGCUCACCAGAGCCUACAAGGGAACAACUAGAUAGUGGUCGAAUAGGAGCAGAUGAAGAAAUUGAUGAUUUCAAAGGAAGAUCGGCUGAAGAAGUAGAAGAAAUAAAGGCAGAAAAAGAGGCUAAAACUCAAGCUAUUCUUCUGGAGAUGGUGGGAGACUUACCUGAUGCAGAUAUUAAACCUCCAGAAAACGUGCUGUUUGUGUGUAAAUUAAAUCCAGUGACCACAGAUGAGGACCUGGAGAUAAUAUUCUCAAGAUUUGGACCAAUAAGAAGUUGUGAAGUUAUCCGGGAUUGGAAAACAGGAGAGUCCCUCUGUUAUGCUUUCAUUGAAUUUGAAAAGGAAGAAGACUGUGAGAAAGCAUUUUUCAAAAUGGAUAAUGUACUUAUAGAUGACAGGAGAAUACAUGUGGAUUUUAGCCAGUCAGUGGCAAAGGUUAAAUGGAAAGGGAAAGGUGGGAAAUACACCAAGAGUGAUUUCAAGGAAUAUGAAAAGGAACAAGAUAAACCAUCCAAUUUGGUUCUGAAAGAAAAAGUAAAGCCCAAACAAGAUGCAAAAUACGAUCUUAUACUGGAUGAGCAGGCAGAAGAUUCAAAAUCAAGUCAUUCACACACAAGUAAAAAACACAAAAAGAAAACAUGUCACUGCUCUGAAGAAAAAGAGGAUGAAGAUUACAUGCCAAUCAAAAAUCCUAAUCAGGAUAUCUACAGAGAAAUGGGUUUUGGCCAUUACGAAGAAGAAGAAAGCUAUUGGGAGAAACAAAAGAAUGAAAAGAGAGAUCGCCGUCAGAACCGCAGCCGGAGCCGAUCUCAAGAAAGGGAUGGUCACUAUAGUAACAGCCACAAAACCAAGUACCAGAAAGAUCCUUAUGAAAGGGAAAGGAGUAGAAAGAGGGACCGAAGCAGAAGUCCAAAGAAAUCCAAAGACAAGGAAAAAUCGAAGUACAGAUGAGCAGUGGGAGCAACUGGCUAGCAGGUCUGCUGCUGCCUGACUUGAAGCACUGGCAGAUGCACUCAGAGUUCCUGCCCACACAUGUGGUUCCAUGUUAGGUCAACCCCGAUGACACGUGUGGGGCACUGGAAGAGAGUGGUAUCUUUUGUGUAUAGUUUUUUAUACAAAUUUUAUUGUUAUGCAUACAUGGUAAUGUUCAUAUUAAACAUCUUUCAUAUUUUUAGACUUUUUUAAGUGAAGCGUUUCAUACCACAGGAGUCCAUAAACUUGUAUGUAAGACAUAAAAUGCAGUAAAUUAGAAGUGUGUGUGUACUUGGCCACAGGUAAAAGAUACAAGUGUCACUUGCUAUGGACAUCCCUUAUGUCCCUUUUCCCUCCAGGGAUUAUCAUUCUGAGUUGUGUUUGCCCUACUGUUAGUUUUGUAUAUUUUGAAUUUUAUAUAAAUGGCACGAUGUAUUUUUAUUCGGUAGGUGGAGUGAAUGUAGUGCAGUCGCUCUCGUGCUGGGCGUUGGCUGUUUGCCAGUUUUUGCUAUCUAAGCCAUGCCACUGUGAACAUUUUCAUCUGGACGUGGUACAGUCUAGCCGUGUGCUUUGAGCUUUCAAUGCGCUUAUACUUUACAGUUGUUGUAAUUUACCCGGUAUGUGGAUUUGUAUGGGGGCAGGAUAGCACGAGCGUAUCAUUUCACCAUACAGCUUAGAGCAGCCGCUGCUGCAUGUAUUCCUGACCACCGCUAGGGAAGGUAACAUAAGAAGCCGGCAUCCUGGCUGGGGAUAGCCCCCUUCCCCGCUGGCUCACAGGCACAGGACUGAGCUUGGAUCCUCAGCACCACAUACCCAUGCCAGUGUGUGCUUAUAAUCCCAGCACGGGGCACGAAGGAGCAGGUGAAAGCUCCGGGUAGUGAGAAAUCUUUUCUCAAAAACUGAUGGAGAGCGUUGAGGAAGACACCUGACACUGACCUCUCACCUCCACACCUGUAGAACCUUGUGCGUGCCUAUACACACACACAAGUAAAGAAACCGCUACCCUGGAUAGAGAACUGUAGGUUCUGGUGUGUGGUCUGGAAGGAUGGGCAAGAGCCAAGCUAGGAGCAGUGAGGGGAGGCCGCCUACUGACAACUGAGACUUGAUUUAAUGGCUCUGUAAUGUCAAAAUGGUAACAUGUAUGCACCAGCGUUUCAAGGAAAAAUCCUUGAUGGCAGAUGAUAAGAAGCUGCCGCCUUUUUCCUAUGUAUUUGACAGUAAUUUUAUAUACUUAUGGGGAUGCAAUAUGUUUUGAUAUAUGUUCAUAUUCUGGAACAAGUAAAUCCAUUUACAGACAUCUGUCA
Psammomys obesus (fat sand rat) is the source of this 2854-nucleotide messenger RNA. RefSeq names its product peptidylprolyl isomerase like 4 (gene Ppil4). Gene Ontology annotation, biological process: protein peptidyl-prolyl isomerization. The record is from RefSeq and is a predicted model, not a curated record. Lineage: Eukaryota; Metazoa; Chordata; Mammalia; Rodentia; Muridae. The transcript is spliced from 13 exons. Gene Ontology annotation, cellular component: nucleus. Gene Ontology annotation, molecular function: peptidyl-prolyl cis-trans isomerase activity; RNA binding. Bases 51 to 1529 code for a protein of 492 amino acids.